Molecule: messenger RNA, 1748 nt
Organism: Dreissena polymorpha
Lineage: Eukaryota; Metazoa; Mollusca; Bivalvia; Myida; Dreissenidae
Product: 2'-deoxynucleoside 5'-phosphate N-hydrolase 1-like
Exons: 5
Coding region: 169-582 (137 amino acids)
Biological process (GO): deoxyribonucleoside monophosphate catabolic process
Cellular component (GO): nucleus
Molecular function (GO): 5-hydroxymethyl-dUMP N-hydrolase activity
Source: RefSeq, a predicted model, not a curated record
GAACAACUUCAGUGCCUUCAGCGCUUUGAUAGUUACUGGGAUCCGAGGAGCAUAACAGUCAGUUAACGAUCCUUGCAUAAUAAAUGUUAACCUGACAUUAAGACCUGCUGUAUGUAUACGUGUUCGUUCGGUUCACAAAGGUUAACAAAAUAGAUUUCAGUGACAACAAUGAAGAUAUAUUUUUGUGGCAGCAUAGGAGGAGGUCGACAGGAUGAUGAAAUAUAUGCACGACUUAUUGAGAAGCUUCAAACUUACGGAGAGGUCCUUACAAAACACGUUGGCUCCAAAACUGUUGUUCAAGAUGAGAUAGAUUUGACUGCCAAGUACAUUCAUGACCGAGAUGUUCGGUGGCUCGAAGAGAGUGAUGUUGUGGUAGCGGAGGUAACCCAGAUCUCUAUGGGAGUGGGGUACGAGCUCGGACGAGCCGCUGCCAUGGGCAUGAAGAUACUGUGUCUCUACAGACCUUCGCCUGAUAAACGUCUGUCUGACAUGAUAGCUGGGGCUCACAACGGCACAAAAUUUAUCGUAAAAAAAUACACCGAAGAAGAGGCGGAGCAAAUAUUUAAAGACUUUCUUAUAUAAACGUCCAGAAGUCAACAAGUGUGAACGGUCCCGAGUUUUGUCGGUCGACGUCAUCAGAUUAUGUCUCAGGACACAGCUGUGUUUACACUGCAGAAAUAUUUUGUAAUAAAAUAACUUAAAGGGGCAUUUUCACGCUUUGGUAAAUUGACAAAAUUAAAAAAGGUGUUUCAGAUCCGCAAAUUUUCGUUUUAGUUAUGAUAUUUGUGAGGAAACAUUAAUACUGAACAUUGACCAUUUUCUAAAAUAGCCAUUAUAUGCAUCUUUUGACGAUUUGAAAACCUGAAAAUUAUAAAGCGUUGCAACGCGAAACGAUUGCAUAAUUUGGAGAGUUCUUUUGUUGUCGUUAUAUUUUGCGAAACUACGAGGAUUACUUAUUUUAAUGCAUGAAGUCGGAUUAAAUUGACGAAUGUCUAAUUUCAUAAAUCCAAAAUAUAAAAAAAUAGUAAAUUGGAAUAGAAUGGGUGGAAUAUUUCACAAGAAGUGUUCUCAUCAUCAACUGAUCAACUGGUAGUACUGAUUGGAUAUGGAAAAUAAUGCCCUAAGUUAGGGUUGAAUACAGAUGAGUUAAUUCAGUAAAUUAAGUAGGCUAAGAAAAUCAUAAGAGUUGAAUUUCCUGAAGCUAGUUGUCCUUUUCAGUAUCGUGGUCGUGCAUAAUCUGUGAGUGGAACAUGGACCCCGGCUAACUCGACUAAAAGGAACGCAACUGCCUCCUAUGUGGAACGUCGAAAGUUGCGCCCCCUACACCCGAAAAAGCGAUUCGAAGACCUUCCAACCAGCCGCGAAGAUUGAUUCAGGCGAUGAGGAACGAACGAAAAAUGAAACAUACGUCUGCAUAAAGUCAUCAACUUUCGUAUCUGCCUUAUUAUUAAAUAUUAUUUCAACAGAGUAACUAAUAUAUCAUAUUUAUCGAAAAAAAAUACGUAAGCUAGUUGGACAUGUACUCAUACGAAAACGAUUUAAAUUAUCUUGAAAAAAAAUCCGUGAAAAUUAAAAAAGAGCGUCCACUUUUCCUUUGACGAACGCUUCACAGAGACUCGAAUAAUUCAUACGGAUCUGAGUUUGAGUUUAAAUUUAGCCUACAUACCGAGGUUAAGUUUUUAGCUGAUGCAUGAUAACUCGUUUAAGUAUUUUACUUUAUUUAUAAUGAAUAAAGGCUUAGAAACGUU